AGUCAUUUGGAUUGUAUUGACUGACCUUUUCAGCAACACACUGACUAUUGUUGUUCUGUGUUUUUCAUUGAUCUACUUGACUUUCUACCUUGUGGAAUUUUUUGGAAUGUCAGGCAUUGUUGCUUUGGUUGUGGUAGGCCUGAAUUUAGAUUCUUUAAGCUUUAAACCGGGGAUGGAGUUCAUAAUUACUAAGUUCUUAAUAAUAUAUUCACGUGUAUUUGAAUAUUUAAUAUAUGCCUUCUUUGGCAUUGUGAUUGGAUGUGGUGAAAUCAAGUAUUUUAGAUUUCACACCCUAGUUUUCACUGUCAUCUUAUUUGUAACAGUGAAUUUUGUAAGGUUGCUUACUAUUAUUAUAGUGAGCCCCAUUUUGAUGCAUUCAAGUUAUGAGUAUGAUUGGCGAUGGGGAGUUGUUAUCACAUGGUCUGGAAUUAGAGGAGCUUUUAGCUUACUCUUGGCUCCUGAUAUUUAUAAUUUUGCGGAACAGAAAAUAGAUGCACCACAUAUGUUUAUAUUCUAUAUACAAGUACUGUCAUUAUUGACAAUGGGAAUAAAUUCACAUAUGAUGCUUCGGUCUGCCAGGACAUUGGGUUUGUGUGCUCUGUCUCCCCUAAGACAAACUGCCAUGAAAAAUGCCAUUCAUCACAUACAGACAAUUAUACGGAACACAAUAACUUUAUUUAAAUCAGAAAAACUUCUGACAAAUGUUAAUUGGAAUGUAGUAGAAGAUAAAGCAAAGACUGAAUACCAUUCUUUUUCCCAUGUUUCCCAUGGUGAAAAAGAGGAGUCCCCGACAGAUGAAGUUUUAAUAGAAGAAGCCAGAUUGUAUGUGGCCAUAAUACAAAUGAGUAGCUUUGAAAAACAAUGUAGUGAUGGAAUCCUUGAAGUAGAGGCAGCCCGAGUAUUAAUUGGUGCAACCAAAAGCUAUUGCCCCAUCCAAGGAAAAUUCAUGAGUAUUGCUGAUGUUUCAACUUAUGUAAGAGCUAGAAGUUGGCUUAUAAUGUUUAAAAAUUACUUGGACUAUCGCAAAGAAAAAAUACUUUUUACUGUACCCAGGAGUAAUAAAUUUCUGACUUUUGUAUAUUAUAUUAUAAUUUCAGAAGAAUUUGAAUAUGCAACACAUAUUGUAACAGUCAUGUAUAUUUUCCCUAUGAUAAUACAUUUAUGGCCAAUGGCAAGAGAAUUAAAUGUAUCAGCAUUGAUAUCAAUAAACUACUAUUUUAUAUUUUUAUAUAUAUUAAAAUCAACACUGCAGAUACUCAUUUUAAAAAGGAAAUACUUUCAUCAGAAGUGGAAUAAUUUGGAUUUUUUCAUCAUAAUUAUUGGAAUUAUUGAUAUAUUGUGCUUAUGCUCUGUCAAGCUGAGACCAGACAGCUUGUUUCUUAUUCAGUUUACAGUGAUAAUAGGAUAUUUUAGAGUCAUUAGGUUUCUUCCUAUCUUCAAGGUAAGGCUUCCAAUACUAAUAAAUAUUGCAGAUGUGCGGAUCAAAAGGAGUCUUGGCUUGAUGUACAGUAUUACAAAAGGCUACGUCAAAAGUCAAGAAGAUGCCAAGCUUUUAGUAAGGCAAAUUUCCAGCCAUGAAUCAAUCUAUAAAAAAUUGUGUGACAUUUUGGAGAAAAACAAACAAGAUGCUGUUAGAGAGCUCGGACUCAUAGAGCAUGAAGGUAGUGAUGUGGUCAUGGCUUUGAAGACAAAGCAGGCAAUCUGUACUGUGUUUGCUAAAGCUCUGGAACAUCUCGCCUUCCUUCGGUCGAGAGGCCUUAUUAAUAGACGUGACGGCAUUGAGAUGAAUAAGAUACUUCUCACAAAAAUAAAAGCACUGGACAACUUUCCAAAGGCAAUGCCGCCUCCUACACCAGACAAAUACUUUCCUAACAUCAUUUGGAUGGAAAAUAACGAUGUUCUUAUUGAGUUCUUCAAGGAAAGAACUAAACUUGCCUAUUUUGACUAUGGAGACAUCACUUUUAGAGAAGGUGAAAUGCCACAAGAAAUCUUUCUAAUUAUUUCAGGAAUGGCAAGUUUGCAUAGCUCAUCUCCAACCUUUGGGAUUGACGGUAGCAAGAGGGAUGAUAGACCGGUCAAGACUAUGUAUACAGAGUAUUGUAGGAGUGGGGAUGUGCUUGCAGAACUGAGCUGUUUGCUUUAUCAUGAAAAUGAAUAUACUGCCAUAUCUGAAACUACUUUACAAACCUUCUUCAUCUCUAUAGAAGAUUUAUAUGAAGGCUUUGAUGUCUUCUGGCCUUCUCUGGAAUAUAAAAUAUGGCUCAAGGUUGCUCUUGGUAUUGCGAAUCAGUAUUUUGGAUCAAGUAUUGCUGGUGAGGAAUUAAAAUUUCAGAAGUGUGUGAUGUUCAAUAACGUGUAUGUGGAGACUCUGUCAAACUAUAAUGAAAUGGCUCUUAACCAUGAGACUAUGAAAUUCGUUAUUCUUGUAUAUGGCCAUGUAAUUAAUACCAAGACGGAAGAACCAUAUGUUGCACCUAUCAUUAUUCCUAAAUCCUGUGAGCAGAUUCAAGGGAUUUCAGGUGUAAGCAAACCGUUGAUAAUUACAGUAUCUGAGCCUACCAAAAGUGGGACAACCUUCCAUGCCAUGGGUAAGGGCUAG
This is a messenger RNA of Nannospalax galili (Upper Galilee mountains blind mole rat), 2599 nucleotides long. RefSeq names its product solute carrier family 9 member C2 (putative) (gene Slc9c2). Gene Ontology annotation, biological process: proton transmembrane transport. NCBI's taxonomy places the organism in Eukaryota, Metazoa, Chordata, Mammalia, Rodentia, Spalacidae. The record is from RefSeq and is a predicted model, not a curated record. Gene Ontology annotation, molecular function: sodium:proton antiporter activity; monoatomic ion channel activity. Gene Ontology annotation, cellular component: membrane.